UGUGCGUAUUGGGGGUCCAUGGCCAACUCCGGUGAUCUUGCUGUGAGUUUUGGCAGGCAGCUACAUACGAAGGGUGGCGGUGAGGCUGUAGAACGUCUAGCAGACGAAGAAAUACGCCUUCUUGAAAACAUCAAGCUUCAUCUGAAUAAACGAGUAAAAGCAGAUUUAGACUACGCAUCAACAAUUCUCAGGGUCAACCAGUUAGCUUCUAGAACAUGCAAGGAAGACUCCAGUCCGCUGGCGAAGGCCUGGACUGCAUUUGCCGGUCAGUCUGACGAAGUUGCUCACCGCAUCACGGAAAACGCUAGGCAUCUAUCAAAUACAACGCUAGAAGCUCUCAACAAGCUUAUCAGAGAAAAGCGCAAUGCACAGAGGAAGUAUGCAAGUGAGAGGCGCCGCAUCGAGACUGUGAACAGCAAGCUUGCAGGCGACGUAGAGAAGUUAAAGAAGAACUACAGAGAUUAUGCCAGCGAAACGGAAGUGCACAAGAAGAAGUAUGAAGACCUGUUGCAGCAGCAAAAGAAGGCAAAGGCUAAGGAAAUUGACAAAGCAAGAGAGAAGUAUGUGAAACAUGCAACACGUUUGCACCAUUGUCACAACGAUUACAUAUUGGCCACUGUGGAGGCCAAUUAUCAACAUCAAGCAUCACUUGAGAAGAUUAUGCCACACUUACUGGAUGCUCAACAAGAACUCCAGGAGUGCUACGUUGAAGACUGGAAGGCUAUUCUUCAAGAUUACCAAGAGCAGACAAGAUUUAAUCGAGAUGAUUUUGUGGAGUGUUUUUCUUCAGUACAGCAAGCUAUUGAUGAUGUUCAGAAAGGACUAGAAUAUGUUACCUUUGUCAAGCAAAACAGCUCUGAUCCUACACCAUUUGUACCUUUUGAGUUUGACUCACAAAUGAUGGAUCUAACAACGACAAGUGUUCAGGCUGGACAAAUUGUCUUAAAUAACCUUACUGUUGAAAGUUUGAGAGACAAACAAGAGACGUGUCAGAACAAGCUGGAAGAAUGUGUAAUGACUCUUGGCUAUCGAUUAGAGGAGCUGGAUUCAGUGAAGAGUGAGCAGGAUGAUCCAGAUACUGAGAGUGAGAUUAGAAGAACAAACCUUACAAAUCGUGUUCAAAGACAAAGAGAUCUGGAGAGAGAAAUAGAAGAACUGAAAUGCUCUGAAACUAUCUUGAAGGCACAAGAUGAGUUGAUAAAGAAUGUUCUUGAACCAUUGGGUGAGGAUGAUGCACCUAUGUUUGCUGAUAAUGUGCAGUCCGCUGAAGUCCCUCAAAGUCUGUCACCUACUACUGAAGUAGGUCUGUCAUCAGUCGAUGGAGGGGCAAAGGGGGAAGGCAAUUACUCAGACUUGCAAAGACCAGGAUCAAAAUCAGUGGGACAUAAGUUAGGAGCAAGACUGAAGAAACUGAUGGGGAAAAGUGCCAAAAAGGAUCUUCAAGAAGAGCCAGUAGCAGAUUCUUCUGCAACAUUACAAGGAAAUAGUAAAGGCGAUGACAGUUCUGACUCUUAUGAGCAGCCUCCUGAACGGGCAAUUCAAGAAGAAGAGUGGUUUCAUGACAAGAUGGGUCGAAAAGAAGCAGAGGCUUUGUGUGCUAGAGAUGGAGACUAUCUUGUUCGUACAAGUGGGCAAAGAGGGUAUGUGCUGACAACCAAGUGGCUUUUGCAACCAAAACAUUUCAUCAUACAGACAGAUGAUGAGGGAUGUUUUCUGUUUGAAGAUAAGGCAUUUGUGACUGUAGCUGAGCUGCUGACACAUCAUGUUAAAACAGGGACAGCCGUUACAAAGAAGAGUGGUGUAGUUAUCAAGAAAGCUAUUUUAAGAAAACUACAAGCAGGCUCAAAAGGAUUGUCACAUGACAGCAUUGUUAUGGGGGCUCGUCUAGGCAAGGGAAACUUUGGAGAUGUUUAUAGAGCCAAAAUGAAGCAUAGCAAUCAAGAUGUUGCCGUUAAGACCUGUCGCUCAGAAAACUUUGGGGAUGCUGAAAAGUUUUUGAAAGAAGCUCAAAUACUUGCUCAGUACGACCAUCCCAAUAUUGUCAAACUUAUUGGAAUAUGCUCUGAAAAGGAGCCAAUUUACAUUGUCAUGGAACUGAUGUUGGGAGGAGAUUUUCUUUCUUUUCUGAGGAAGAAAGGAAAUGGCUGCUCUCCAAAGCAGCUGACGGAGUUUGGAAGACAGGCAGCUGCAGGAAUGGAAUAUUUGGAGGGCAAGAAUUGUAUUCAUCGAGAUUUGGCAGCACGCAAUUGUUUGAUAGGUGAUGAUAACAUUGUCCUGAAGAUAUCAGACUUUGGAAUGAGUCGUGAAGAGGAUGAUGGAAUUUAUACGGUAUCAUCAGGAAUGAAGCAAAUUCCGAUUAAGUGGACUGCACCUGAGGCCUUAAACUAUGGCACGUAUACAUCAUUCUGUGAUGUUUGGAGUUUUGGUGUUCUCCUUUGGGAGUCUUUUUCUUGUGGCUCUCCUCCAUACCCGGGAAUUAACAAUAGGGAGUGUCGUGAACGUGUCGAACUUGGCUACCGCAUGCCAGCGCCUGAAGGAACACCGACGGAAGUUUAUGAAGUAAUGCUUAAGUGUUGGGAGUAUGAGGCGGAGAGCAGACCAAAUUUUGCUGCUGUUCACAAAAUGCUGAGAGUUAUUGUUACAACAAUGAAAUGACAGGUUUGUAAUUGUAAUAACUGUGCUGUACUUUUUGGUUUCAAUGCCCCGCGACUGCAGUAGAAUUGAAGGUUAUGCUGCUUAAUCGGUCGGUUUUUGGUACUCUUAGUAUUCAGAUAUCAUGAAAGACACCGCGUUUAGAUUAACUACGUGUAGAGUGCACUCAAUCAAAUAGACGAGAUAUGUUUGUCGAGGA
This is a messenger RNA of Corticium candelabrum, 2851 nucleotides long. Its product is annotated as tyrosine-protein kinase Fer-like. Lineage: Eukaryota; Metazoa; Porifera; Homoscleromorpha; Homosclerophorida; Plakinidae. Gene Ontology annotation, biological process: peptidyl-tyrosine phosphorylation. The coding region runs from base 19 to 2655 and encodes 878 amino acids. The record is from RefSeq and is a predicted model, not a curated record. The transcript is spliced from 15 exons. Gene Ontology annotation, molecular function: ATP binding; non-membrane spanning protein tyrosine kinase activity.